UUCUUUUACUGCGGUCAGUAGAAGAUCAUGACUCUGUGCGACUGGUACUCGGACCGCGAGAUCCUCCUUACGGGCGUGACCAGUGAAUUGGGACGAGCUUUGCUCGAGAAACUUUUGAGAUCUUUUCCAAGAGUGAAAGUUUACGUGAUUUUACGAUCAAAAAAUGGCCGUGACAAGAGUAAUCGAAUUAAAGCAAUUUUUGCCUCUCCUGGGUACGGGAGGUUGCUGCAGGAUGAGCCGAACGCGAUUUCCCGCGUGAAGCCGUUCGAGGGGAAUCUCCUCUACAACGGCCUCGGCUUAGCCAAAGCGGACAGGACAGCGCUGACGAACGUCACCGUCGUCCUCCACGCCGCCGGUCCUCAUGACGCGGUCUUCGAAUUCGCCCAGGAGCUGCCGGCCGUGAGUGUCGUGGGUGCAGCCAGUAGCAUCUUUCGACAUAAGGGACAAAUUACGGAGAGUCUUCAGAACGAAUACAUACCGGAGAUACCGCUGUGCCUGAUCCGCGUCCCGUUGUUGGGUCCUGCCUGGAAAGAACCCAUGCCAGGACACGUGGGGAUCCUUCGAGGUGCAACUGCACUCAUGGUUGGUGCAGGCUAUGCACUUUGUCGAUCCGAACUACCCGCAGAACUGAUUCCAAUAGAUCUGGCCGUUAACACUAUGCUCGUUGCAGUCUACCAGAGAGAAACUAGAGAACAUAAAGACUCUAGUACAACAGUCUACAAUGCGACGACGAUUGGCUGCACUUGGGGCGAGCUAAUUAAUAAAGCGCAGCGAGCCAAUCGAAACUUUGCAUAUCCUAGCUUUGGAAUUCCUGGAAUAACGUCGCUGGUGCUUCUUCAUCGAAUAGUCGUAUUUUUACUUGAAUGGUUGCCUUCUGUUAUCUGCGACACGAUCUUAUCUCUCUUCGGCGGGAAAAACAGAAUUCUCGAGGAACAUUUGAGGAUACGCAAUGCCUUGCAAACCCUCGAACCGAUUCUUUUGAGGUCCUGGCCCGUCGAGAGAAAUCGCAUACACCUUCUUCAGCGGCAACUCAGUCUCGAGGAACAAGAAGCCUUUCCUGUUUGCGUGAAUAUCGAUGUCGAGACUUAUGUUCUCUGUGCAGCUGCUGCUACUAGAAAGCAUUGCUCCGAUGAUAGGAAUUCGAGAAUUAUCAAGAAUUUCAAAUGGUUUUCUUUAGCUUUUAUAAUUUUUGCCAUUUUUCUGCUGCUUUGCAAAUAGCUCAUUACGUUGGUAGUUUUUGGUUCGUGUAUUUUAUUUUGUAUUAAAUGCGAUAUUAUGAUUCUCGAUUUGAAAUUUCUUGAAAUGCAAGAAUCGUGAAGCGACAAUCAGCACGUUCCUAAAACAGAAGUUUAAUGUUCGCUUCUCACAUGGACGAUGCAACGAAGAAAUUUGUACAGUACCAGACAUUAAUGCCCCUCCCCGAACUAGAGGUAAGAGUCAGAGUACCUCCACCAUGCACCGAAUGCUCUUCCUAUUCUCCUAUUUUGCCCUUCAUGAGUCUCGCAAAAGUUUGAUGCUUAUCAACGAGAACCAUAAUAUUACAAUAUAAUAUUCGUAUAUCGAUAUGGGUAUAGGUCAGAACAGUAGGUGAUAUAACCACCGGUUAUAAUAAUAACCUAUCAAUGUGAACCAAUAUGUCGAACCGAUUGAGCGUUGAGCUUCCUAAGCGUCUAUGUUAUAGGAUACAAAGCAAAUACAAAAAGCGAUACAAACUAA
Molecule: messenger RNA, 1716 nt
Organism: Cephus cinctus (wheat stem sawfly)
Lineage: Eukaryota; Metazoa; Arthropoda; Insecta; Hymenoptera; Cephidae
Product: fatty acyl-CoA reductase 1
Exons: 4
Coding region: 28-1218 (396 amino acids)
Biological process (GO): long-chain fatty-acyl-CoA metabolic process
Cellular component (GO): peroxisome
Molecular function (GO): alcohol-forming very long-chain fatty acyl-CoA reductase (NADP+) activity
Source: RefSeq, a predicted model, not a curated record